This is a messenger RNA of Anguilla anguilla (European eel), 1859 nucleotides long. RefSeq lists its product as uncharacterized. Lineage: Eukaryota; Metazoa; Chordata; Actinopteri; Anguilliformes; Anguillidae. The record is from RefSeq and is a predicted model, not a curated record. The coding region runs from base 158 to 763 and encodes 201 amino acids. The transcript has 2 exons.
GCUGUGAUUUGCGUUUGGUUUCUGAGCCUGGAAGAAGAAGUUUACAUCUUUUUAUUUUGGUGGCGGUUCCUUGGUUGUGUGCGUUUUUAGCUUGUUUCCUUUCAUCCUGUGGCACUUAUACUGGAAGUGGGUGAUACUUUGGCAAGACAGGUGCAUUAUGGGACACCCACAUUUCCUCUGCAUUCUCCUGCUGGCUCUCAGCCUGGCGUCUGUCUCAGGCCACCCUGAGGACACUCUGGAAGAAAUAAAUGAUCUUGUGGGCAAUGAUUUUGGCCACAAUUUCCCACGGCAUGGGCUAAAUCUCCUGUACUGGUUCUCCAGUGAGUACAUCACGUUUGAUAACAACGACAACAUGCAACCGGCAACGGACCCCAAACAAGGUGUGUAUGGAUUUCAUAAGUAUCAAAACAGAGAGGACCUCCUCCCUUCAUUGUGCAACCAGAUUGGGUACGAUUACUACACUGUGGGCAACCUGCUCAAGAACGAAAACUUACCACAGGGCGAAAGGCUGCCAAAUUACGUCUUGGAGGAGUUCAGACAGUCUAUGACACUGAAUUCCCGCAAUCAGAGAAACAGGGACCGGAUCAUCGUCAGAAGGACGCCGGACGGCGCUAUCGACCUCGUCUACAUCACACAGCACCACGACAUCAACAGCGACCAUGGAAGCGAGUAUGACCUGAACAACACUUACCGCAUCAGCAAAGACCUCAUCAAGGCUGUACGCAACCUGAUGCGUGAGAGCUUUCUCCAGCAUUUCGCCUAGAGGACCUGGAGCCCCUACAGCUCGUCUCAUCCGCAGAUAUGCUUAGGCAGGUGGCCAUGAAGCACUGAGGAAUUUGAUUCGAUUUGAUUUAUUUGCACUUAUCAUGUAAAAAUUACAAAAUAGAACAAAUACACUUACUUAAAACAAUACAAAGAGGACUAUUGUAAAAAGUGAGAUGUUAAAAUGAGAAACAAUUUGCAAGGUACUGAGUGCGAGGCUUACCCAUUAAGCCAGCAAUAGCUGGCUCAUUUUCAAUGGGGUCCUAGACUGGACUAUUGACAUAACUAAAUAUACAACAAAUAUACAAAUCUGGAUCUCCACAUUUAAAAAUGUCUACAGUACAAAGGCACGCACGCGCGCACACACAUACACAGGGCAUCAACAACCACAGACAACAAGGGUAUUCUCACUUCCUUCCGGUCGAGAGAAUGUCACAUGCAUCUGUGUUGCCGCUUCUCGCCGCUGCUUCUUCUCCUUCGCCCUCCAAGCUCUGUGUGUUUCCUGGUUCUGCCUUUCAUUGUUGGCAAUUGCUAGCUAAUAUACCGUCUAUAUUUUUGCUCUACAAUGCAAAUACAUCUUUUAUACUACUAUUUCCCUAGCCUUCCCCCUCUGUCCAUCACACCCCCUCCUACCACCACUGCACCACUGGUCCCAUUGCAUUUUCUCUAUUGUAUGUGUUUUUAUUGUAUCUUUGUUUCUUUGUCUUUUUUUUUGUAAAAAACGCAAAUCACAGCUUUUUUGUAAAGGGUCUUUGAGACUGUGAAAAGAGCUAUAUAAAAUAAUUUUUUUAUUAUUAUUAUUAUUAUUAUUAUUAUUAUUAAGGGUCACUGGGCAAGAAGAAAGCGCUUUAAAUGAUAUUUAAAUACAUUCAGAGAACUAGCCGAUUUGAUUGAGUCAGGAAGUGCAUUCCAAUCUCGGAUUCCAGUAAAAUAAAAUGAGGUUGAUGCGAUGCCUUUAAUCUUGGGAACAGCAUAAUUGAAUAGACUAUGCCUAGUGAAGUAACUAUGAACAGAAAUAAUUGUGUUACUGUUUUUAAAUCAAAAUUAAAGAUGAAUGAAUUGCAUAAUAAAAGCACGAACACUGAAAACAAGCUUUA